Messenger RNA from Phaeodactylum tricornutum CCAP 1055/1, 3347 nucleotides. RefSeq lists its product with no specific name. The transcript has 4 exons. Gene Ontology annotation, biological process: maturation of SSU-rRNA from tricistronic rRNA transcript (SSU-rRNA, 5.8S rRNA, LSU-rRNA). Lineage: Eukaryota; Bacillariophyta; Bacillariophyceae; Surirellales; Neidiaceae. Gene Ontology annotation, cellular component: small-subunit processome; Pwp2p-containing subcomplex of 90S preribosome. The record is from RefSeq and is a predicted model, not a curated record. Gene Ontology annotation, molecular function: snoRNA binding; protein binding. Bases 1 to 2835 code for a protein of 944 amino acids.
AUGGCGGAGCAAGUUCAGGCAGCCCUUGACCAAAUGGUCGAGCCUCUGUUGGACCUGCAGAAUCGAGGUGUCUUUUCCCGGGACGAAAUUCGCUCCAUCGUGGAUCGUCGUCGACAAUCGGAAUACGCUCUACGCCGCCGAGGAAAACUCCGCAAGGCCGAUUUUAUCGGGUACAUACAAGCCGAAACUCAACUGGAAGCCUUGCGGGCUUUGCGUGUGCAAAGAAUUACUCGAGAAGAGCGUCGAGCGAAUCGAGGCAAAACGUCGCAGGAUGAUGCUAAGGACAGCAAUACUUCCGGCACGAGCAAAAUUGGUGACCGCCACAUCGUUCAGCUUAUUCAUCUGCUAUGGACACGUACGCUACGAAAAUUCCGCGACGUGAGCUUCUUUCUGGAGUACGCCGAAUUUUGUCGAUCCCAAAAAUCGUUUGCCAAACUUGCGACUGUAUACGCCCAGGCCUUGGCUUUGCAUCCGAAACAAACGGGACUUUGGAUAGCUGCUGCCUCGCACGAAUUUUUUCAAUCAAGUACGCCGCAUACGGCUCGAAUUCUGUUGCAGCGUGGAAUUCGGGUUAACCCCACAUCGCCCGAUUUGUGGUUACAGAGCCUGGUUAUGGAGCUACAUUUGGUACAAAAAUUACGGGGUCGUCGCGAUAUUCUGCGGGGUGCUGGUCGUGGUGGUGAAGAAGAAGAAGAUAAAGAAUUCUCAGAGCACAAGAUUGCUCGUUUGCUAUACGAUAAUGCGAUUCAAGCCAUUCCCGAUCGUGUCGAGUUUCGUUUACAGUGUUUGGAUCAAUGUCGCUUGUUUCCGAAUACAGAAGAUUUGCAAGCUUACAUUCAUAUUUCAAUGGAACGAGAUUGUUCGUCUCGCCCCGAAGCGUGGAUCGCUCGGGCCAUGCACGAAUGGGAACGCCAUCGAAAGCUAGGAGAGAAUGAGAAGAGUAGUAUUGGUUUUUUACAGUCAAACGGACUUGGCGAUGAUUUGAACCAACGUCAAGAGGACAACCCGCAGCGAAAAAAGGCUCGAACGCUUCUCCAUCAUGAGCAGGAAGCUAGAGACGAUGUACUGAAGGUGAUCAAACAGGCUGUGGAUACCCUUUCGUCUCAUGAAAUGUAUCUGCAAGGAAUUCGCUUCCUUCUCUCAUACAUGCAGGAAUUAGCUGAAGAAUUAGAAGAGAGCGACGAUAGCAAAGAAAAGCUAGAACGAAGUCAAAGGUUUCUUUUUCAGCUCUUCGAUCAGGCAAAGACCCUUCAUUUCGAAACCUCGGACUUAAUUCUCGAGCAGGUAGCGUUUUUGGCUCUUGUUGAGUCGGAUCAAGAAGCUAGCCAAUGCAUUCAAAACUUUGUAGAGAACCAUCCUACCAAGGCUUCGAUUGAUGUCUGGCGCCGCUAUGCUGCAAUGUCACCCGAUCAAGCCGUUGAUAUUCUUGAAGAAGCUGCAAAGUAUAUAUCUGUCGAGCAAGAAGCGCACAUGGUUGUUCUGUUGGAGCUCUUUGGUGCCAAACUAGCCAUUCCAGACGAGAAGAGCUUGCCGGUCCUCUUUCAAACGAUACUUUUGCUAGCUCCUGGUUUUGGGGAGAUGAAGGAUGUAGAGGACCCAGUGUAUGGAAUAAAGAAUAUUUCAUGUGCCUGCUUGCAAUAUUUGCGAUACGCCUCUAAGCAUCAUGGGCUAAACGAAAUGCGGAGAAUUUAUCAGGCUGUCUUGUUCGAGUCCUCUUUGGGAACCUUGGAAGGUGGUGAUCCAUCCUUGAUAAACAUUUUCUUGGAAGAGGCAAUGAAGGCUGAAGAAGAAUUCGGCAGUAGUAAGGAGACUCGAUGUCAGCUUAGGCGCCUGUGUGACAUCGCGUUGCAGUUGUUUGAAAACACCGACGAGGAGGAGAAAUAUAGACGGCGAAAGGAAAACAUUCUAUACGGAAGGCUUCGAACACCCUCUGAUCUCUCUAUACAUGGAUUGCCCUGUUCGGUCGGGACGAAUAUGGUCCAAAUAUUCGAUGUUGAUGCACCAGACUUUUCAGCGGAAGCUUUCGAAGUCGCCUAUAACGCAAGUGACAAAGAGUCUUGGUGUCUCGAAACAAAUGAGGGUGAGCCCUGUUCUCCGGAAUCUUUCCUGCAGUCCAAGCUUGACACGUCUAGGGCAUACUGCAGCUUUUUGAUACAACAAGACGAGGAUGCUUAUAAAUCAGCAAUGGAUUUGCUUCCAAUUUCUGAACUUAGUUGGACAAAUUGGUCGUAUGAGCCCGCCCUUUGGAUGUUUUUCGGCAGAAACCGGAAGGGCAAUGAUCCUUUGGAAGGACGUCCAGAACAUACGGAUGCCAUUUUACACGACGGAACUUGGCACUAUCAGUUGUCCGGUGGAAAGGAAUGGUACCUACGACCAACAAAGGAGCUCUUGAAACAUAUGGAUGGCCAUUUAACGAAAGCAGAGCGAAGGCUUUGGAGCGAAUCGAGUCGCGUUUGUGUCGCGUGUGAAGAGGGAAGCAUCCUCGUGAUCAAAACAGUAAUUCCAUCUCAAAAGCAACCAUCCGUAUCUUACGCCAGAGAUUUUCGCUUCGAUUUGAAUGCUGCAUGCAUCCGAGAUAGUAAGGGAAUGACAAAUGUAGACGGCCUCUACGCGACGAGUGAUAUCGAAGAAGGAACAAUCAUUUUUACAGAGAAUGAUAUGCCUGAAUGCGAGCUUCACCGGUCGUCCACGGAUCCAAACUGUGAAGUCGUAGCGUUGGAUGACGGGUCCAGUGCAGUUGUGUCGAUGAAAGCUAUAACUGCUGGAGAAUUCUUCAGUGUGCUCGACUCUGAGAGUGAAGAGGAAGGUGAGGUUGAUCCUCCUGGAUCAACUUAAAAGUAAUCGGAAUGCUUUCUAAAAGCAUCUCGAAAAGUAGCAUAUCUGUGUCAUCAUUGACAGUGGAUAUGGACGUCGCUAAGAAUCAACGAAUCCUUCUCGGAGAAUAAAUUGCCAGGCUUCCUACCUUUCACUUGAACAUGCUCCCAUCGACCCCUAGAUCCUAGGCCAUCCAUUGUCACUACAUGCUCAAUCGUGCCAUUACCGUCAAAAACAGACUGAACAACGUUGAUCUUACCAUUGCCCUUGAUUUGGAAGAUAGGAUCUUUGCGGGGCUCUCCAGAAGCUAUUUUGGGCCGACGAAAUGUAACUCCUUCACACCAUCCACCGUUGCCCCUCCAUACUAUAGUUCCAGAUAUUUCAACAACUACGUUUGCUGGGUUGUAUUCAUCUCCCACGAUGCGGAUCGGGACAUUGACUGUCACUGUUCCUUUAAUCCAGUAGUGCCCGUCACCGAGCUCUGUAACAUAUAUAUAUAUAUAUUAGAAUCUGUACUUUUCCGGCCAAAAAAA